UUCGAAACGGAAACGCGCGCGUGCGCCGCAAUCGAAUUCGAUCAAGUAUUUGGAUUUCAAAUUGGAUUUUUUCGCCGUUUCGGUCAAGUUCUGAAUCACUUGGAGUGACACACAUAAGGCAAGGUCGCGGACUACCACAUCGCCCCGUAAAGUCAAUAAAUAUGGAAGGCCAGGCCAAGCAAGCGUACUUCGUCAAUGAGGCAUUUACCCACGAAGAACCUCCCCAAGGUGGAGGUGGAGGCGACACGCUGCAUCGCCGGAAAAGUGGUGGCAACAAAGAACUCCAGCUGGAUGUGGGUGGCUUCAAGAAGGGUCAGGAUGCGACAGGUGGAUCCAAUGAUCCACCGCCACCCAGCAUGGACUUUGAUGACAUACUCCCCCUGAUCGGGGAGUUUGGAAGAUAUCAAAAGUUGCUGUUCAUCUGCAUGAUACCCUUCUCGUUCUUCGUGGCCUUCGUGUACUUUUCGCAAAUAUUUCUCACCUUGAUACCCGAACAGCAUUGGUGUCAUGUUCCCGAGCUGGACGCCUUGGAUGUGGAGGCCAGACUGGCGCUUUCCAUACCCAUGACCAAGGGGGAGUACAACAAUUGUUACAUGUACGACGUCAACUACACGGAGAUACUGGCCCAGGGCAAGGUGAUGGCCGAUCCCAAGUGGCCGCAGGUCAAGUGUCGCCACGGCUGGUCAUAUAACUUCACGGAGAUCCCCUACUCGACGGUGGCCACCGAACAGAAUUGGGUGUGCGACGACGCCGCCCUGCCCACCUACGCCCAGUCCAUAUUCUUCCUGGGCGCCAUCGUGGGUGGACUCCUCUUCGGUUGGGUGGCGGAUCGAUUCGGUCGCAUUCCCGCCCUAAUUGGGACCAAUAUGAUGGGACUCCUGGCCGGAGUGGGCACUGCGUUUGUCAGCAACUUCUGGCAGUUUGCAGCCAUGCGAUUCUUUGUGGGUUUCGCCUUCGACAACUGCUUCACCAUGAUGUACAUUUUGGUUCUCGAGUACGUUGGUCCCAAGUACCGCACCUUUGUGGCCAACAUGUCCAUAGCUAUAUUCUUCACUGGUGCCGCCUGCCUUCUUCCCUGGAUUGCGUACUUCUUGGCUGAUUGGAAACUACUGGCCAUCGCGACCUCCGCCCCGCUUCUGCUGGCCAUAUUCACCCCGUUUGUGGUGCCAGAAUCAGCUCGUUGGUUGGUCUCCCAGGGAAAAGUGGACAAGGCCAUUGGAAUCCUGAAGAAACUUGAGAAGGGAAAUGGUCGUCAGGUGCCCCCUCAAACAUAUCAGAUUUUCGCAGACAGCUGCAAGAGGAUGAGGGAACAGGAGGCCCAGAAUGGCAGUUACUCCGUACUGGAUCUUUUCAAGUCACCGCGAUUGCGACGAACCACAUUGCUGCUUAUUGUUAUCUGGAUGGCUAUAUCUCUGGUUUUCGACGGACAUGUAAGGAAUGUGGGUUCCCUGGGACUGGACAUCUUCUUCACCUUCACAUUGGCUUGCUUCACGGAACUGCCUGCAGAUACUCUCCUUACGGUGAUCCUGGAUCGUUUUGGUCGCCGCUGGCUGGCCUGCAGCUCCAUGGUCCUCAGUGGAGUGUUCAGUCUGUUGGCCACUGUGGUGCCCGUUGGCAUUUACUCAGCUGCCUUGGCCAUUAUGGGUCGGUUUUUUGUGAACAUCAGCUACAAUAUUGGCCUCCAGUGGGCGGCGGAGGUGCUGCCAACAGUGGUUAGGGCCCAAGCUGUGGCCUUCAUCCACAUAAUGGGCUAUGUGGCCAGCAUCAUUGCUCCGUUUGUGGUUUAUCUGGCCAACAUUUCCCAGGCCUUACCACUAAUCAUCCUGGGAAUUUUGGGAAUCAUUGGUGGUCUGCUGGCGUUGCUUCUUCCGGAGACUCUUAAUCAUGUACUACCACAAACCCUAAGCGAUGGUGAGGAGUUUGGACGUGGACAGAGCAUUUGGGACUUCCCCUGUUUGGCCAAACAGGUGGACGACGAUGAGGAUGAGAAGAGGAACGCCGACGUGGAGGAGGUGCGAUCUCAGGCAUUUGUGAGGGGAACCCAGACGGGCGCAUCCUUGAAUGCAUCUACGGGUGGCGAACUGAGAUCCAGCAUCCUGCGCAGAUCGACCAAGUCUCGCAAUUCCACGAAGCUGUAAAGGAUCAGCUCUAUAACUAACUAUUAGGUAGCUAAUUGUUAUAGCAGCCAAUAAUCUGUAGCUCUGCCUUGCAUUUGUAGCAUCAUGUAGCCUCUAAGUGUCGUUAUAGACAUUUGUGAUACUAGAAAUAAGAAAUUCUAUACGCCUCUCAAUAAAGUCAACAAUUUCAGCAACAUAA
This is a messenger RNA of Drosophila subpulchrella, 2316 nucleotides long. Its product is annotated as organic cation transporter protein. Lineage: Eukaryota; Metazoa; Arthropoda; Insecta; Diptera; Drosophilidae. Gene Ontology annotation, cellular component: membrane. The transcript is spliced from 3 exons. The coding region runs from base 162 to 2138 and encodes 658 amino acids. Gene Ontology annotation, biological process: transmembrane transport. The record is from RefSeq and is a predicted model, not a curated record. Gene Ontology annotation, molecular function: transmembrane transporter activity.